Owenia fusiformis is the source of this 7448-nucleotide messenger RNA. Lineage: Eukaryota; Metazoa; Annelida; Polychaeta; Sabellida; Oweniidae. The record is from the annotation of a GenBank genome assembly.
UUUAUCACCAGCCAUUUUAUGAAAGGAAAUUGCCGCUUUUUAUUCGCGGAGAUGAGCUAAAAUAUUUUGAAAAUUCGUGUUUAUAUUCUUGGACAUAGGUAGCUACAGCAACAAAAUGUCUAGCUAAUACCCCAAUCUUGAUGGAUUGAGGGUUUUUGACUACGGAUGGAUGGAAAAACACAGUGAAAUUUGUAACUAAAGUCGGGUCUUAGGAUCGCGAUAAGAAUGCAAAGCGGAAAUGAUAACGAUAAGGCACAGAAUGAGGGACAGGAUAUUCCGACAACUUCUGUUCCUAUACAGCAACUCAUCAUGUCUGGCAUAGGACCACAGGCAACUUUGCUUGGGCAUCUCCAGGGUAUUGCUACUCAGCAGGCAUCUCAGUCAACUUUACAGCUACCUGGGCAGGCAUCACCUCAGCAGGUUAUAAAUGCUGCACAGUUGAGCCAGUUGUUACGCCACCAGCUUUCACCUGGAUUUGCUACACCUGGCCAGGUUCAGCAAAACAUAACAACAUCAGGGCCCAUACAGCAGCAGAGUUUUACAUCGUCAGGUCCUGCACAGACACAUGAGUCUUCUAACAUUCAGCUUUUGAAUCAGUUACAGAGACAGCUAAGUAACCCAGGAAUUGCUCCCCCAGUGCCCCAAAUGAGCCCUCCUACUUAUCAAGCCAGCCACCAGGUGGCAGCAGCUGUAGAGUCCUGUGGGGCAACAGUCCACCAUCUUGGUCAAAACCCGUCUAGAGUCGCCAUGGUAACUACAGCAUCUUUGCCAGCACUCAGCAAUCCAGCAACACCAACAAUGAGUCUUUCUCAACAACAAUUAGCGCAAUUACAACAUAGACGAUUAAGCAGUAGUCUAAAUAGUAGCGGAAGUAGUAAUGGAACCACAAGAGUAUCUGAAAAUACUCACAGUCCGAUUGCUUCUCCUGAUAGAGCUAGAAAACGUAUCAAGCUUGAACAUAUACCACCGCCAAAUGACCACAUAGCAAAUUUCAGGAAAAUAUUUGGCGAGAAAAAACUUAAUGAGUUAUCAGAGCUUAAGGAGAACUAUAUUGAAAAUUUAACCGAAUUAUUUUUUCUUCAAAAUGGGGGCAAUUACAUGGACUAUAUAGCAUGGAAGAAACGGCCUACUCCACAGUUAAUUGCAUUUUUAAAGAGUGGUCAGCUUGAUGGUGAUGAUGAAGACAGUGUUGGCCUAGAACGACUAAUAAAUGAUGAGGUUAAAGUUGUAGUAUCCAGUGGAAGUAACAUCCCAUUGAUGACACCUGUUGCUAUAUCAACCUCCUUACCAUCCUCAGUAGCACAGAUUUCACAAGGAACAGCUGUGGCUGUUACACCUACUAUUGCCCUUCCCCAACCACCACCAUAUACAGCCAUUGUGACAACAGGGGUGACAACAGCAUCUGAGAAUUCAAAUGAGAGUCAGAUUGUGAAUGUCACGGCUUCAAUAUCUACACCUCUUACAAGUAUAUUGCAAAAUUUGAGUACAGCCACUUCCACUACCACCAGUGCAGCAGCCAGCCAGGAGUCUGCUGUGGUGCAUGCCCCCAAGGCAACUAUUUCUGCAGUAUAUGACAAAGGCCUUGGCUCUCAGGAGGCUAUAGUGGAGAGAGCUAAACAGGAGGCUCAAGUAAUGCAGCGUAUAGCUGAACUACGUAAGAAUGGUUUAUGGUCUACAAGGCGGCUCCCUAAGGUGCAGGAGCCCCCACGUAACAAGGCACACUGGGACUACCUCCUGGAAGAGAUGCAAUGGCUGGCAGCUGACUUUGCACAAGAACGCAAGUGGAAGCGCGUUGGUUGUCGUAAGAUUGCAAGUAUGGUAUCACGCUACCAUAAAGAGAGACAAAACAAAGAGAUCCGAGCAGAGAAAGAAGAAGGUUUACGUAUGAAACGUAUUGCUGGCAACCUUGCAAAACAGAUCAAAGAGUUCUGGGGCAGUAUUGAAAAGGUUGUGCAAUAUAAACAGAACAGCCGUCUAGAAGAGAAGAGGAAAAAAGCCUUAGAUUUGCAGUUAAACUUUAUAGUUGAUCAGACUGAAAAAUAUUCAUCAUGGCUCACUGAAGGCCUUGGUAGUGGACCACCUAGUGUGAAGUCAACCUCAGUACAUUCAAGCCCAUCACAUGGGGAUGAUGUUGAGUUCAGACCAACAGAGACAGCGUCUGAUGAUGAAGAAACCAUUGAGAAGGAGGAAGAACUGGACGAGACCAAUCAUGAAGAGGAGCUGGAAGCCUUGAAGAAAGAAAGUGAGGUGCCAAUAGAGGAAAUUUUAAAAAAUCUCCCAUCUGAAAUCUUAGAAAAGCCAUCAGAACAAUCUGGAGGUGAAGAAUCAGAUGACAGUGGCAAUAAAAAGAAAUCCAAGGAAGAAGACUCUGACUUUGAGGCCAGUGAUGAGAGUGACGUUGAAGAUACUAUAGAGAAGCAGGAGAAGCAUGAGAAGGCAGAUGAUCACCAGCAGGAACUGGAUGAUCUAAAUCAAGAAAGUGAAAUGUCAGUCGAAGAGUUGAGGAAAAAAUAUGCAGCAGCGUAUGAUAGUGACUUUGAGAUGCCUGAUACUCCAAGUGAAUCUGAGGAAUCUGAAGAUGAAACGGAGGAAAGCCAAGAUGAACAAUCAGAAGAUGAGGAAGAGGAGGAUGAAGUUGAUGAUGAAAAGACAGAGGAAGAACAAACAGAAGAUGUUGGCAUGGAGUAUCUUCUCACUGGAGAGAAAGAGGGAGAAAAGGGUGAUGGUGACAGUGGACCAAAUAAAGACUUCAAUGAUAUUGCAGAAUUUGCUAAAACCCUCCAACCAACUGGUUACACAUUUGAAACAACAAAUGUGAGGACUGAAGUCCCCUUCCUUCUAAAGCACACACUGAGAGAGUACCAACACAUUGGUCUGGAGUGGCUGGCCACAAUGUAUGACCGCAAACUUAAUGGAAUUCUUGCAGAUGAAAUGGGCUUAGGAAAAACUAUACAAACUAUAGCCUUGUUGGCACAUCUAGUGUGUAAACAUGGUAUUUGGGGGCCUCAUCUUAUCGUGGUGCCUACAAGUGUGAUGCUCAACUGGGAGAUGGAGCUGAAAAAAUGGUGCCCCAGUCUUAAAAUUCUCACCUACUAUGGCAAUCAAAAAGAGCGUAAACAAAAACGGCAGGGUUGGACCAAGACGAAUGCGUUCCAUGUGUGUAUUACAUCAUAUAAACUGGUUAUUCAAGAUCAUCAGUCAUUCAGGCGGAAGAAAUGGAAGUAUUUCAUUCUAGAUGAGGCCCAGAACAUCAAGAACUUCAAGUCUCAAAGAUGGCAGAUGUUGCUCAAUUUCUCGAGCCAGAGACGACUCCUGCUAACUGGCACCCCUCUACAGAACAGCCUCAUGGAGCUGUGGUCUCUCAUGCAUUUCCUGAUGCCUCAUGUGUUUGCCUCUCAUAGAGAGUUCAAGGAGUGGUUCUCUAACCCAUUAUCUAGUAUGGUUGAAGGGUCUAGGGAAUACAAUGAGUCGCUCAUCAAACGACUUCACAAGGUGCUAAGGCCAUUCUUGCUGCGACGUCUAAAAGCAGAUGUAGAAAAACAAAUGCCUAAGAAAUUUGAACAUGUUGUGAUGUGCCGUCUUUCUACCAGACAGCGUUUCCUCUAUGAUGACUUCAUGGGCCAGGGAAAAACCAAAGAAACUCUAGCUAGUGGCCACUUUAUGAGUGUAAUAAACAUACUAAUGCAGUUGAGGAAAGUAUGCAAUCAUCCAAAUCUAUUUGACCCCAGGCCCAUUGUAUCCCCCUUCCAAACUGAGGGCCUCACAUACUCUACUCCUUCCUUAGUGCUGAAGGCAUUGGAGAAAGACCCUCUUGAUGAAGUGAAUCCAUUAGACCUUCACCCAAGUCUGGCAGAUAUGGAGUUGCAGCUACCCGCCUUCAUGGCUCACAGGGUGAAGAAGCUUCAGACCCCCAGGCCUCUCAUAGAGGAGAUAGACAGUCAGCCCCCUCCCGCUCCAAGGCCCAGACCUGUUAGGUUAAAGUUCAGGAGUGCAUCCCCUGCACCUAAACCUGGUACCCCAACUGGGCGCAGUUCCCCAUUUGCUCCAAUUCAGCAACGUGCAGCAUCCCCCAUGCCUGGUAAACACCCAGUGGCCAGACAGUCACCUGGACUUAUGGUGCAGUCUCCAUCUGUAGCUAGAGGUGCAAGUCCCAGGACUGUUGUUCAACCAGCUGCAGUGAACACAACACAAGCUGAACAGUUGCCAGGUUACACUGGCCCACCUGCAAGAGCUACAUUCACACCUAAUUCUACAGGUGGUACCACGGUAACUUCAUCUCAACCAAUCACAUUGCAGAUCCAUCACACAACACAGGGUACUAGAUUCAUGAUUCCUUCAGGCCAGUUGUCACAACUACCAGCUGGUUUCCUACAGAUUGUUCAGACUUCUACUGGUCAGCAGAUUGUGUGUACUAGUACACAGGCCCAGACUGCACAGGUUCAGGCUGUACAACCCCUACAAUCAACACCCACCACAUCAUCGAGGCCAGCAGUUGUUGCCUCGAAUACAUCUUCUACUGUGGUAAAUGGUCCAAAUACUUUGACCCAAGUAACAAGUGGUGUAUCUAUAGCAACAACUUCUUCAGUGGCAUCAUCUUCUGCAGUAACCAUAGCAACCACUAGUGUCAAUGGGGAAUCAGUUACCAUGGCAGCCCCUGUGAUACCAACAGUUCGACCAGUAACUACCUCUAGGCCAGCUGUACAACUACCAACAACUCCUGUAACCUCUGACAACCAGAAACCUGUUGUUAGGGUGUCACCCAUGGUAACAACAGGGUCUGUUGCAAAAACUGUUUCCUCAAGUGAUACCACAAUUGCAAAGUCCCAGAGCAGUGGUGUGCGACCCUCUCCUUCCCCUCAGUUGACCACUAGGAGUCAUACCAAAGUACAAGCCCCAAGGGUGAAAUCUCCCCUUUAUAUGGAAUCCUUGGAAACAAGACGACUAGAGGAACGCAAGAAAAAAUUAGAUUGGAUUGCAACGAGGAAUAAACGUCAUUGCAACACACGGCCAGUAUAUGGACAAGACCUCCACAAUGCAGUAAAUGUACUUAAUGAUCUGAAGACUACUAAUCUAUUAGAGACUCACCCUGGGAGCAGGUUAACAUGGGGUGGGGUUAGCCAUGUAAACUGUCACAAUGUACAUAAUGGGCGUGGAGACAUCUGGAGAGAAACAGACAUACUAGCUCAGAUGAUCCAUACGCCAGACCAAUAUCUCAAGGAAUUGCAGGAUGUACUCAAUAGGUUUGUCUUCUGUACGCCUUCUGUGGUGGCGCCACCUAUAAGACUCCAUGCAUCCCAUCCACCUCCAUCUUUCGUCCAAUCAGAAUGCUUCAGAAAACAUGUCAUGCAUAAUGAGCUUGCCACAAGAAUGAAGAAUUACCAUAAGAUACAGUCCAACAUGAAGGUGCAGUUCCCAGAGUUGAGGCUUAUACAGUAUGACUGUGGAAAACUCCAAACUCUAGAUAUCUUACUGCGUAGACUGAAGUCAGGUCAACAUCGGGUGCUACUGUUUACACAGAUGACUAAGAUGUUAGAUGUUCUAGAACAGUUCCUCAAUUACCACGGACACAGAUACCUCAGGUUAGAUGGCACCACUAAAGUUGAGCAGCGUCAACAGCUCAUGGACAGAUUCAAUGUGGACAAACGUAUCUUUGUGUUUAUCCUCUCAACAAGGUCUGGAGGUAUAGGGGUUAACCUGACUGGUGCGGAUACUGUGAUAUUCUAUGACAGCGACUGGAAUCCUACAAUGGAUGCACAAGCCCAAGAUAGGUGUCAUAGGAUUGGUCAGACAAGGGAUGUCCAUAUAUACAGAUUGAUCAGUGAAAGGACAGUGGAGGAGAAUAUUCUGAAGAAAGCCAACCAGAAAAGACUGCUUGGAGAUGUUGCUAUUGAGGGUGGCAACUUCACCACGGCAUUCUUCAGAGAGAACACUAUAAAGGAGCUGUUUGAGGAACCAUCAGGUCUACUGAGUCUGGCUAAAGAGAAAGAGAGGCGUCAACAGACCAGGGAGGAGAGAAGGGAGGAAAGAGAGAACAAGAAGGAGAGAGCUCCUGAACAAGACUCUAAACUAACUGAGGCUCAGAUGGAACAGGCUCUAUGUAAUGCUGAGGAUGAUACAGACGUGCAAGCUGCCAAAUUGCUUAAAUCAGAACAGAAGCAGGAACUGGCAGAGUUUGAUGAGACAGUGCCCUGGGACGAACAAGAGGCUGCCCAGAUACAGGAGAAAGAGGAAGAGGACUCUAAGGUUGAACAGGAGCUGCGUAUGCUUGAGAAGGAGUUGACUCCUGUAGAACGUUAUGCUGUCAUGUUCAUGGAGAAACAGAUGGACCCUGUUACAUCAGAGGAAUUGCAGUUAGCCCAGGAACAAGUGGAGGAUGCCAAGAAGAACUGGGAGCUGAAUCGCCUGAAGACUCUUCGUGAGGAGGAGGAAAGACGCUGUGAACUCGAAGAGGAUGAAAUGUUGUUCACAUACUCUCGGGAAGAUGCCACUAACAAGGUGAACAAAAAAUCCAACAAAUCUAAUAAAAAUAUGCAAAAAGUAAAGAAAGGGACAAGUAGGAAAAGCAAGAGUGAGCCAAUUGUGGUGGAGACUGAACAGAAAUCUAAGGUUGUUACUAGUUCUGUCUCACCCACUAGGGCAUCUAGUAGGAUUAGAUUAAGCUCCAGUGGAAGUCUAAGCGCGAGUCAAUCAAGUGUGGAAUUAUCAAGCAGUAAGUCAAGUCUACGAGCUCGUAGAUGUCACGUUGUACUGGAAAAGACUCCUCCAAGUGUGCAUAGUCCACGGUUACGCUCUAGGUUAAAUUCAACAGAAUCCAACUCAAGUGGAUCAAAUCUUGGUGCAAGUGCUAGCAAAAUUGUUCUUAAUGUUCCAACUGCAAAAGCAGAUUCUGCUGUUAAAACUAAACCCCAGCCUAUUCCAAAACAAAACAAGUCCAAGUCUCAUGUCAUAAAAGAACAACCUGAGACAGUGUUGUCCACUAGUGCACCAGCUGCAAAUGAAACCACCCCAAAGGCUGCCCCUGUAUCUAAACCCACCACCCCUAAGACACUCCAGCCUAGCUCCCCUCUAGCCUGGUCUAACCCUAAUUUGGUCAUUCGAACUCGUAGAGCUCGACAAUGUGGUAAUGAAGUUCCCCAGAAUAUAGUCCCAUCAUCCCAGCCAAUCACCUCCCAGAAUGUCACUCAGGUUGGUCCUCAACGCGUCAUGAAGGUUGCCACAACCAACCAAUCAGGGGCUUCCAAUGUUGUCACCAUGGUCCCCACAACACUAAAUGUUCCAACCCUUAACCUAGCACAAAACAAAAUUCGUAUCAACCCCAUGGGGAACCUAAUGCCCAUCUCUGCUGUCACUGGUCAGCAAAUCUCCAUAUCUGGUCAAACUUUAUCAGUGGGGGGUCAGGCUAUAUCAGUGGGAGGUCAAACUUUAUCAGUGGGAGGUCAAACUUUAUC